Messenger RNA from Heterobasidion irregulare TC 32-1, 1407 nucleotides. RefSeq lists its product as uncharacterized. The record is from RefSeq and is a predicted model, not a curated record. Gene Ontology annotation, molecular function: N,N-dimethylaniline monooxygenase activity; flavin adenine dinucleotide binding; NADP binding. NCBI's taxonomy places the organism in Eukaryota, Fungi, Basidiomycota, Agaricomycetes, Russulales, Bondarzewiaceae. The transcript is spliced from 2 exons. Bases 1 to 1407 code for a protein of 468 amino acids.
AUGAGCUCCAUAAAGAGAAUUUGCGUCAUUGGUGCAGGCGCAAAUGGCCUUGCGACGCUGAAGAUUCUGGCAGACACUCCUCAGGUGCAGUCAGGUUUGUGGAAAUUGGCUGCGUUCGAGGAGAGAGAAAACGUCGGAGGAAUAUGGUUGCCGGCACCUGCUGUGGAUGAUCCUCCCUAUACACCGCUCUACGAUUCGCUUUAUACGAAUGUAGCCGUUCCGUUCCUUGGUUUCCCGAGUUUCCCGUUCCCACCAGAAACACCUCUAUACCCUACGGCUGCCAGGGUGCGUCAAUAUCUCGAAGAAUACGCUGCAUACUUCGAUAUCACGCGCUAUAUCCGCUUCAAGACUCGGGUCGAAGAGACUCGCUGGGAUGCCGAAGGCCAAGUCUGGAAAAUCAGGUUGCCGGCGGGAGAAUGGCAUGAGUUCGAGUUCGUCGUCGUGGCCUCGGGACAUCACAGAAAACCCCGGUACCCGGAUGUCCCUGGCGUGAAGAAAUGGGUCGACGAGGGAAGGGCGUUUCAUUCUUCGUGGUACAGGCGUCCGAGUGAGCUAGCGCACCACAAGAAGGUGGUCGUGGUUGGUGCCGGGCUUAGUGCACUUGAUAUCGUGGCAGAGAUGCGCAACGUCUCGAAGCUUCUUUUGCAGUCAGUCUCUGGCGGAAGCUAUUGGAUAGGUCAAGCACUGCCCCCGGACGAUGACGGCUAUAGGACUAAACCAAAGAUUUCAGAGUACAAGGACAGCGGCAUUCUGGUGUUCGAGGAUGGCACGACGGAGUCGGACGUCGACUUCGUCAUCUUUGCAACUGGGUUCGAACACUCGUUCCCAUUCUUUGCUCACCUGACCAACGACGUGUGGACGCCUUCAACGCCGUUACCUGACCACCUGCAAAUUUCGAGCUACGCCCCGUUUCCUCUGGCGAAAUUCCUGUUUCCUUUGCAGAAAGACUUCCCAGCCCACUCCAUCGCCUUCACAGGGCUCAUGAAUCGCAUCGCGCCAUUGCCAAUUUUCGAAGACCAAGCACGCGCUAUCGCGCAUGCGUUUGCGAAUCCAGGCGCGCUGGACAUCGCAGCAGAGUCGGCAGCUAUCAUAAAGCGCGCGCAAAGCCUGGUGCAAGAGGUUGGGUCCAACCCGCUCGACGUCGCGAAGGCGUGGGUGUUUUUCAAACCUCACGAGCCAUUCGAAUAUCGCGCGGAAUUGAACGCGUUCGCAGGCAUCGAAUGGCAGCCGAUGGACGGAGAAUUUGAGUGCUGGGAUCGAAAGCACGAGUUGCGCACUGAAUGGAAAGCGAUAGUGGAUGAUGGAGAGUCAGAGAAGUGGUUGAAAGGGGUUGGGGUCGGCGGAUUAGACGAGUGGGUGGACCUGUGCAGAAAGGUCCUCAAAAGAUACGAUUCUAGACACGGGUAA